This is a messenger RNA of Dovyalis caffra, 882 nucleotides long. The record is from the annotation of a GenBank genome assembly. NCBI's taxonomy places the organism in Eukaryota, Viridiplantae, Streptophyta, Magnoliopsida, Malpighiales, Salicaceae.
AUGUUAGAUGCCUUUAACUCCCAACAAGAUAAGUCUUUAGCUGUUGUUAUAGUAUUUGACUUGGCUGCUGCUGUGAGGAACCGUGAUUGCUGUUGCUGUGAUAUGGCGUGUGCACUUUCGUUUCUGGAGGAAGAGACCCUGUUAAGACAGGGGACCAAGUCAAGCUACACAACAUUUGUGUCAUCUUUGCGAGAUAAACUGAAGGGCAAUGAAGAGUACUAUGGCAUACCGAUGUUGCCUGAGCCUUCCAAGGCUACAGAUCCAGAGCAGCGCUUUCUAUUAGUUGGGCUGAAUGUUACAAAGGAGAAAUCUAUCACGCUUGCACUAGAUGUCAACAAUGUAUAUGUGGUGGGUUAUCUUGAUGAUAAAUAUCGAGCUCAUGUCUUUUCCGAUGCUUCUAAGAUUGCAGAGGAUUCUCUUUGGAAAGAUGCAAAAGAACGCUUACCUAUUAAGUACCCAAGUACCUAUGGAGGAAUAGAAGGGAAAGCUAAUCCUCGACCAAAAGUUGAAUUGGGGAUUGAAAAGCUAAAAUUUGCCAUCCUUUCUGUCUUUGGGAAGCAACAGAUCAAGGAGAAUCUUGAGGCAAAACUUCUUCUACUUUCAGUCCAGAUGGUGUCGGAGGCCACACGGUUCAAAUAUAUUGAGAAAAUGAUACUCAAUAGUAUUGAAGGAAAGGGAACAUACAAAUCUUUUUUCCCUAAUCCCUUAGUGAUUAGCUUGGAGAACCGUUGGCAAGACCUCUCUAAAGGUGUUCGAAAUUCCAAUAAAGGAGUCAUUUCUCCAGCAGUUCAAUUAAUAGAUCCCAACAAUAAACCCUUCAAAGUUGACAAAGUGCAAGCUGUAGCUCCCUAUCUGAAUAUAUACAACAUAAGAGUUCUAUAG